AGAGACACUUGCAACCCUUUGUGUUCAUAGUUCAUACAAACCAACAUUCUCAAACUGCUCAACAAUGAGAUCGGAGACACUUGCAAUCGUAGCUGCCCUGUCCUUCUUUCUUGUCGGAUACGAUAACUCCAUGGCGAAGCUCGGGUGGCAGAGCAAUCCCGAUGCUGCACCCUACCUACAGGUCAAGUUACUGGUGGUGAUUGCCAAUGUCGCCAGCGUUUUCAGUGCGCUUGUGGCUGGCGCGACGGCAGACUACUUUGGGAGGAAACGCCAUUUUACGGCAAGAGGAGCACUCUUCUUCGCCGGGAACGUUUUGAAAAGCUUCGGGACGGUGUCGUUUGGCGUUCUGGCCGUUGGUCACAUCUUCACGGGCUUAGGUACAGGGAUCAGCCUGACGGUGGGCCCUGUCUACAUAGCGGAGCUUGUUCCUGCUCGUGCUCGAGGCUUCUUCACUUCGGGCGCCGAGGUAUGGUUGAACACGGGAGUCCUAGCAGCCUACAUACUCAAUGCUAUGGUGUCAUCAUUUUCACAAAAAGUUGCUCAUAUGGCCUUUUACGGAAUAGCUGUCGUCCUAUCCAUCCUUUUCACUGCCUGUACUCUAGCCAUCCCGGAAUCGCCGUACUGGCUACUGAUGAAAAGUGGGCAAACUGAUGAAGCGACCAGAAUUUUGGAAAACAGUGAGCGAGGUCCGGAUGAAGUUAACUUCAUAAUCUCGCAGAUGGAAAUACUAGAUGAUAAUGAAAAUCAACAACAACAACAACAACAUGGAGUUCUCGCUGUUGCUUGGUGUAGCUCCAAGGACUUGUUCCUCCAGCCACCAAUCCGCAACGUUGUAAUCUCGGUGGUCGGGCUACAUGUCUUCCGUCAGCUGGCCGGCGUAAACUAUGGUUUCAAGGCCAACACAGUGACAUUUUUUCACCAAUUCUCGAAUGAGUUUGAGGUGUUGGCGGAAUGGGGAAUCCAGGUAGUCAGGUUGAUUUUCUCCCUUGUCUCGAGCUGCCUGGUGGACCGUCUAGGGCGAAGGUUCAUGCUGGUCAUCGGGAUCGGUUGCCAGUGCAGCUUUCUGGUGAUGCUAGGGUUGCCACUUUUGGGCGUCCAGCACAACUGGCUGAAGCCAUCUAGUGGAAGUGGCUACGAUCAGGGAGUAGUUGUGAGCUUCUUCAUGUUGGGAUUAGCUGGGGUUCUCGGGUCGUUUGAGGUAGGGUUGGGCUCGAUUACAUGGAUUUAUGCCUCUGAGGUGUUCGAGUACAAGAAUCGAGCACACGGUGCUAGUUUCGGGAUCGCGAUGAAUAGGGUGGCCGACACCACUGAGUUUUUGUUGUUUCCGUACUUGGCGGCGUGGUUGCAUUUUGGUGGUGCAGCUCUUGUUUCUUUUUGCUUGAUGGCCUGUGCACUAGUGUUUUGUGCCAAGUUCACUGUUGAGAAGUUAAAAAUAAUCGUUGAGUGAACUACGUGUGGUGUAACAAGUGAUGAAUGAAGAUUUUAUUAGUGUUGUGCCCAAAAGUCAUUCAUAUUUUGGAUAUGCAGUUAGGACGCUUGUGUAGUGUUGCACUUUUGUAUCGUGUAUAUAUUAUACAUAUUUGAGACUUUGUUAAAUUAUUGUAUUUUAUAUCAAACUUUCCUUUUAAUAAACAUGAUAAUGAUUA
Linum trigynum is the source of this 1646-nucleotide messenger RNA. The record is from the annotation of a GenBank genome assembly. NCBI's taxonomy places the organism in Eukaryota, Viridiplantae, Streptophyta, Magnoliopsida, Malpighiales, Linaceae.